This is a messenger RNA of Pyrus x bretschneideri (Chinese white pear), 453 nucleotides long. Its product is annotated as CBL-interacting serine/threonine-protein kinase 3-like. The record is from RefSeq and is a predicted model, not a curated record. Lineage: Eukaryota; Viridiplantae; Streptophyta; Magnoliopsida; Rosales; Rosaceae. Bases 1 to 453 code for a protein of 150 amino acids. The transcript is spliced from 5 exons. Gene Ontology annotation, biological process: protein phosphorylation. Gene Ontology annotation, molecular function: ATP binding; protein kinase activity.
AUGGGGAGUGAGACAAAGAUAUUUAUAGUUAUGGAGUUCGUAACUGGAGGGGAGCUCUUUGACAAAAUUGUUAGUGACAAUUUUCUUCCGGUAAACAAUGGAAGGAUGAGAGAAGAUGAAGCACGGAGAUAUUUCCAACAGCUUAUUAACGCAGUUGAUUACUGCCAUAGCAGGGGUGUCUAUCAUAGAGAUCUGAAGCCAGAAAAUUUGCUAUUGGAUGCAUGUGGGAACCUUAAAGUUUCUGAUUUCGGAUUGAGUGCACUAUCCCAACAAGUCAGGGAUGAUGGGUUAAUUCACACUACCUGUGGAACUCCAAAUUAUGUUGCUCCUGAGGUCCUCAACGGUGGAGGCUAUGAUGGGGCAACUGCGGACUUGUGGUCAUGUGGAGUGAUACUCUUUGUAUUGCUUGCAGGUUACUUGCCUUUUGAUGAUUCGAAUCUUAUGAUCCUGUAG